AGCUAGUACUCUGGACCAACCAGGGCGGCAGGUAUCAUGUUGCUCCUCUCAUUCGGUUAUCUAUUGCAGCAGUCUGUUUUGGAUGAACCGAGAAGCAAUGGGUUGUUCGUGGAACGGUGCUGGCCAACUUUUCAACGUCGCUUGACCUUCGAAUUUGUUGUUUAUACUUCAAGGUCCCCUGUGCUCCUCGUUUCUUUCUUCCUCAUCAUGAAAACUGCCCCUCCUCUACUCCGCGGCGAUCGGGUUUUCAGAACAACGUCGGAGAAAAGUCGAAUGAUCCUGGUGUAUACUCUUUUCCCAACCUGACUUCCCACCAACUUCGUUCCGACACCCUGCCCUAAAGGGCGGCUCCUCUGUGUUGUCGUCGAAUCCCGCUAGUUCUCUCGGAUCGCUGAUUUGUCCUCGACCGAGAGGCUGUUGACUCUCGCCAUGCCGCUUAAACAUGAGAUGGAGUUGAUGGAGCUUGACGUGUCGCCCAAACCUAUUUCGGUUACAAGUUCUGAGGACAACGAUGCAACUGCCAAACCACACUAUAACGAACAGAAUCGUCGAUAUUCGACAACAAACCGUCUCAACCCACAAGAGGCUGAACCCGCUGCGCUAGAGGAGACAUCCUAUGCCCAGCAGACAACGGAUCCCGAGACGACGUGGUUGCCAGAUGGUGCUGAUGAUGAAGGCUUCCACGUAGAGGAUGAUAACAAAUAUGCAUCUACUCUUCCUCCUUCUCCCGAGCUCGAGGCAGUUGAAGAUGAAGAGAUGGCGGGUUGGGUCAAAGAACAACAGACAUCUCAACCCAGCCUCCGUCUAUAUCGAGGUUCACCAGGGGAUAUCCUUGUUAUGGCGAGGACGGCUGCUCCCUCUUUCCCGAUAUAUUAUCCCCGCGAGUUGAACAUGGAUGAUGAGUGCUGAUAUGUAUCGCGAUUGGUGUGGGCGUGGCGUGGCCUGCCGGCGGUGACCUUGGUUAAGACGUCGAUGGCCACAUUGUUCGGUCUUUUCGAUACGCCUAUUUAGUA
Molecule: messenger RNA, 1013 nt
Organism: Podospora pseudopauciseta
Lineage: Eukaryota; Fungi; Ascomycota; Sordariomycetes; Sordariales; Podosporaceae
Exons: 2
Coding region: 430-909 (159 amino acids)
Source: RefSeq, a predicted model, not a curated record